AUGCCUCCAACAACGUCCACCGCGUCGUUGUCGGUACCACAGAUGCUCAUUGAGCGACUUCUGGCUGUCCGCAACAUACCCAUUCAGCGACAGGUGCUCAUCCGUGAGGAGGAUAUCAAGGUGGUCUUGGGGCUUGUGCGGGAGAUUUUUAUGGCGCAGCCGAUGCUGCUAGAGAUUCGCCCACCGGUGCGCGUGUGUGGUGACACACACGGCCAGUACUACGAUCUCCUCCGCAUUUAUGAGAAGUGUGGCUUCCCUCCGUACUCGAACUACCUGUUCCUUGGCGACUACGUGGACCGCGGCCACCAUAGUGUAGAAACGAUCAUGCUGCAGUUCUGCUACAAGAUCAUCUACCCCGAGAACUUCUUUCUCCUGCGCGGCAACCACGAGUGCGCCAGUAUUAAUCGCAUCUACGGCUUCUUCGAUGAUGUGAAGCGCCGGUACAACAUCAAGCUCUUUAAAGCCUUUACGGAUGUAUUCAACACGAUGCCUGUGUGCUGCGUGAUUAGCGAAAAGAUAAUCUGUAUGCACGGCGGUCUUAGUCCGGACCUCACGAGUCUUAGCUCGGUUAAUGAGAUUAUGCGUCCAUGUGAUGUCCCCGAUCGCGGUAUCCUGUGCGACAUCUUGUGGGCUGACCCAGAAAGCGAAGUUCGAGGUUUCUUAGAGAGCGACCGCGGCGUGAGCUACCUGUUCGGCGAGGACAUCGUGAACGACUUCCUGGACAUGGUAGACAUGGAUUUGAUUGUGCGGGCGCAUCAGGUAGUUCAACGCGGAUAUGAGUUUUUCGCGAGCCGCCAGCUGGUGACGGUGUUCUCUGCACCGAACUACUGCGGCGAGUUCGACAACGACGCUGCCGUGAUGACGAUCGACGACAAGCUGCAGUGCUCCUUCCUGAUUAUUCCCGCCAUGAAGUAG
Molecule: messenger RNA, 915 nt
Organism: Leptomonas pyrrhocoris
Lineage: Eukaryota; Euglenozoa; Kinetoplastea; Trypanosomatida; Trypanosomatidae
Product: putative serine/threonine-protein phosphatase PP1
Exons: 1
Coding region: 1-915 (304 amino acids)
Cellular component (GO): cytoplasm; nucleus
Molecular function (GO): protein serine/threonine phosphatase activity
Source: RefSeq, a predicted model, not a curated record